AUUUAUUAUGGCUUCCUAUAAAUCUAUUUUAGAUGGUCUUCUUGAAUCUGUGUCAAAUAUUGUUGUUGGUAAAAUAAGGACAUUAAAAUAAACAUUCAAUGAUUCAUCUUUAAAUAGAUUACCUGCUAGUAGUGAUACAAAGUUAUCAUUACUUGGAACAAAAUAAUUUCAAUUGAUUGCUAAUCAAGUAGAAUAAUCAAUGUAGAGUAUUUCUGUAUUUUAUUAUUCAAGAAUUACUUAAUGAAUUUAAUCAAGACUUAGAAGAACAAUAUAAACAUUAAAUCAAUAAAUAAUAUUAAAGACCGUUAACUGUAAAUCAAUAUGUCUAUACUAGGGUACAAAUGGUUAAGAAUGUUAGAGAGAACAAAUAAAUGAAGAAUAAGAAAAAGGACUUGUUAUUAUGUUUCAUAAUAGACAAUAAAAUGAUGGUGAAACCACUCUUAAAGUAUUUAUUAUUCAUUUAAGACAGUUCAAUAAUCUUAAAGAUUUCUUAUAUUAUGAUAGUAAAAAGGUUAAAUAAGUGUUAAAUCUAUCAAUUGAAUUUAAAUCAUAAGGUAUAUCAAUUAAAUUAAUCAAUAGGUAUGACUGAUAAUAAUAUGGAACAUUUUAUGAAAAAGUUUAUACAAUUUUAUAACAUUGAAUAAUUAAAACUAAACUUAGGAUGGUAGUUAAUAUUUUUAUAUUAGUAAUUCAUUGACAGUUAUAGGUGCUAGAUAAUUAGCUGGUUGUUUCACUAAUUUAAAUCGUUUAUCCUUUAUGGAUGUAUCACUUUAUAAUAAUAAAAUUACUUGGGAAGGUAUUGAUGCUUUAAUGCAUGCUUUUAAACAUUUAUAUAAUCUAAAAGAUUUAAAUUUGGAUGUCUCUUGUAAUCCUAUAGGAAAUAAAGGAUUUGUUAUUGUAUCUAAAGCCUUACCUGAAAUCAGAAGAUUACGAAAACUAUGGUUAUCAGCAUAUGAUAUUGGAAUCAAUGAUGAAUCUUUCAAAAUAUUUAACAAUGAAUUUUCUAAAUUACCUCCAUUGUUGAUUGCUAAAUUUGAUUUUAAAGUGUAAUUAAUUAAAUUAACAUUUUAUCUAGUAAUCCUUUUAAUAAGAAAUUGGUUUCUGAUUUGUAAAAGAUUAUUCACGAAAAAAAAAUUAAUAAUUACGAGAUUUUAGUAUGA
This is a messenger RNA of Paramecium sonneborni, 1160 nucleotides long. The record is from the annotation of a GenBank genome assembly. NCBI's taxonomy places the organism in Eukaryota, Ciliophora, Oligohymenophorea, Peniculida, Parameciidae.